AUGCUCUUCAGCCUCAAGGAGCCCAUCCCGGGCAUGGGCGGAUACACCGUCUUGGAGGCCAUACUCGACAAGGUCCGGGACGAAGCUUACAACGAGGGUCUGAACACGGGUUACGAGGAGGGAUACGAGCAGGCGGGGUAUGAGAUGGGAGAGCAGGCCCGGCAGGCGCAGGGACGGCAGAGGGGACGUGAGGAUGGAGACCGGGCCUCGGAGGAGGAGCAGGACGAGUGCCGCGACCGUGGUUAG
Molecule: messenger RNA, 246 nt
Organism: Thyridium curvatum
Lineage: Eukaryota; Fungi; Ascomycota; Sordariomycetes; Thyridiales; Thyridiaceae
Exons: 1
Coding region: 1-246 (81 amino acids)
Source: RefSeq, a predicted model, not a curated record